Colletotrichum lupini is the source of this 198-nucleotide messenger RNA. RefSeq lists its product as uncharacterized. The record is from RefSeq and is a predicted model, not a curated record. Lineage: Eukaryota; Fungi; Ascomycota; Sordariomycetes; Glomerellales; Glomerellaceae. Bases 1 to 198 code for a protein of 65 amino acids. The transcript has a single exon.
AUGAUCACGCUCUCCCGUGGAAUUCUGUCCCCAAGAAUUGGAGGAAGCUUUUCUGCGACGGCCUUGCCAAUGUUUCACGCGAGAGGAGGAAAGUCAAACAAUGGGAAUUGCAUUUCAGAUGGCGGAUGCCUUUUUUUCUUGAAGCAGCUGGGUAGUGCUUGUGGAAGAUGGACUAUGAUACCUUUAGAGAAGAGUUGA